Microcebus murinus (gray mouse lemur) is the source of this 819-nucleotide messenger RNA. NCBI's taxonomy places the organism in Eukaryota, Metazoa, Chordata, Mammalia, Primates, Cheirogaleidae. The record is from RefSeq and is a predicted model, not a curated record.
AUGGAAACGCACAGAAUCCAGGAGGACGCUCAGGGAGGACCAGCUGUCCCUGGGCACAGUCAGGUGACCCCUGGCUCGAAGCACAAGAGGGAGAGAAGCCCGGCUGGCUCCACUGGCAGUCGACACCAAGAAAGGGGAAAGGGGGAAGAGAAGAUAAUGACACGGACCAGCCCUACCAGCCACAGCGCAAAGGACAAGCCUGAUUCCACCAGAGCGGGAGGUCACCGCAGAGGAGGUACUGGACACGGGGUUUGGCGCCCGAGUGAUCGGAGGAACGGGCCGAGAUCCCCGAGGACCACCACCGGCCCCCGCCGCCGACCUGAGGUCCCGGAGCACAGGCCCAGCUCUCCGAAGCGCCGCCGCCGCCUUUUCCCAGAAGCCCGCGUCUCCAUGUCCACCCCGCUGUCCCGCGUCUUCAACCACCUAGGCGGGCUGCAGGUGGGCCUGGCGGAGCUUCGGGCUCCCGGGGGCGCCUUCCUGCCAGGGCCCCGCAGCGACCACAGGGAGCCCACCGCGGAGCAGCGCGCCUGGCUCUCCUGGCAGCUGGGGCACUCCGGGGCCGCCCUGCACUGUGCCUUCGCCACCCUCCAAGCCCUGCUGGCAGGGCAGCCCUGCCAGGCGGGCCCGCCGCCCUCCGCGCCUGCUCCUGGGUGGCCUCCGCUGGCGCCCAGCAGGGAGCGCUCUCGCCUUUUGCAGGGGCCCAGUCCUGAGCCCCAGAGGGAACUGAAGCUCAGCCCUGCAAACUCACAGCGCAGUGCACCCCAGCAAGUUGCAUGGGGAAAGCCAGGGAGUCUCCAGCAGCCAGGAGAGCCGAAAUAA